AUGGCCAAAAAACGACAUCAAUUCACACUGAAAGAAAAAUUAAGCAUAUUGAAGGAAAUAGACUCUGGGAAGAAAAAGAAUGACGUUGCCAAAAACGGCAUAGCACCUUCAACGAUAUCAACGUUUUUAAAAGAUCAGAAGAAAAUAGAAGAGCAAAUUAAAGAACGUGCAAUGGGACCAGAUAGGAAGAAAAUUCGAAGCGCUUUAAAUGAUAAUGUGGAUAAGGCAACUUUCGCAUGGCUCCAAGAUGUACGGUCACGAAAUGUCUCCUUAAAUGGACAGAUGAUUCAUGAAAAAGCCUUGGAAUUUGCUAAGAUGUUAAAAGCUGAGUCAUUCCAGGCAAGUGUCGGAUGGCUCAAUGGGUUUCGAGAACGCUACGGGAUAACAUCGAGGGCAAUUUGUGGAGAAGCAAACAGUAUCCCACAAGAACAUGUUGCAGAAUGGCGUGCAGGAGACAUAAAAAGAAUUGUGGCGGAGUACAGCAGGAAUGACAUUUUUAAUGCAGAUGAAACAGGGGUAUUUUACCAGUUACUUCCUCAUCGGACUUUGACAUUUAAAGGAGAUCCGUGUAAAGGGGGAAAGAAAUCAAAAGUCAGAUUACCCGCGUUGUUCUGUUGCAAUGCUUCAGGCAUGGAAAAGUUGAAGCCGUUAAUCAUAGGGAAAUAUGCAAAUCCGCGUUGUUUCAGAAACGUGCAUUCACUUCCCUGUGAUUAUCGGUCAAACCAACGUGCCUGGAUGACACAGCAAUUAUUCAACAAAUGGUUAAUAAAUCUGGACAGAAAAAUGGAAAAACUGGAGCACAUGAGAGUUGAAUUCUUUCCCCCAAACUGUACAGCAGUGCUGCAGCCAUUAGAUUUGGGAAUUAUACGUGCCGUAAAGGUACACUACAGGAGUCAUCUCAUAAAAAAAAUAUUUCUGAAUUUAGUUUCAGACGAGAAAAAAAAAAAAAUCGGUGUUAGAGAGGCCUGCGACAUGAUUUGCACUGCAUGGUGGUCAGUGAAAGAGUCCACCAUUUUCAAAUGCUGGAACAAGGCAUCACUGAUUGAAGGCACUGAUGUAGAAAUUGCCGAAGUUGACGAAAUGGCAGAAAUGGACAUAGAAAAUGUAGGCAGAGAUAUGCGAGGCUCAGUGGUUCCUGACACAGCAGGUGUUGGGUAUGAAGAUUACAUCAAAGUAGAUGACUAUGUAAUGGUUGCAAGCGAGCUGACAGAAAGAGACAUUAUUGAAAAUAUGCAGCCACAUGCUGAAAAUAAUGAAAUCUUAAAUGUGGAGAGUGAAGAUGAGAAUAAGGAGGAAGUUUUGCCGCCGGACACAAAGGUUUCCUUUGAAAAUGCCAUUAAUGGCUUGAAGAACAUUCAGGUGUUGGCAGACAUCCUGAGCCAGUUUCAACAGUAUCAGGUGCAACAAGAAGUGGACAGUGACUGGGCCAGGAAUGAAAUACAGAUUCCUGGAAGUAUCAAGUUCAAAUAG
Molecule: messenger RNA, 1470 nt
Organism: Erpetoichthys calabaricus (reedfish)
Lineage: Eukaryota; Metazoa; Chordata; Cladistia; Polypteriformes; Polypteridae
Product: tigger transposable element-derived protein 6-like
Cellular component (GO): nucleus
Molecular function (GO): DNA binding
Source: RefSeq, a predicted model, not a curated record